This is a messenger RNA of Anisakis simplex (herring worm), 207 nucleotides long. NCBI's taxonomy places the organism in Eukaryota, Metazoa, Nematoda, Chromadorea, Rhabditida, Anisakidae. The record is from the annotation of a GenBank genome assembly.
AUGACUGCCGAUACUGACGGAAAUACGGUGGUGCAAAAUGCCGAAAUACUAUCGGAUGAAGUGAAGCGACGACGAGAUCUGAUCACCCGUGACCUUCAGGUUCAUUUUAUCUUCCCGAUGGUUUUGUUGCAUGAUUCUCGUUCUUUCCGUCAAUUAAUUCUCGUCUUUCAGUUGCUUUUCAGUAUGGAGUUCAAGAGGAUUUCAUGA